GAGCUAGUGAUUUCCACGGACAACGUAUCUGAUGUAAACAUCCGGUGUUUAUUUUGUCGGAGACGCCAACAUGGCGAGCCGUAGAGGCAAACCGAAGACUCGGGAGCAGUCUGACAAAUAUUCUGUUUUGUUACCAACCUACAACGAGCGAGAAAACCUCCCACUGAUUGUGUGGUUGCUGGUGAAGUACUUCGGCGAGAGUGGCUACAACUACGAGAUCAUAGUCAUUGAUGAUGGUAGUCCAGACGGAACACUGCAGAUCGCCGAGCAGCUGCAGAAGAUAUACGGCGCGGAUAAAAUUCUCCUGAGACCGCGAGCAGAAAAACUGGGAUUAGGAACGGCUUACAUCCACGGCAUUAAACAUGCGUCAGGAAACUUCGUUAUCAUUAUGGAUGCAGAUCUCUCACAUCAUCCAAAGUUUAUCCCACAGUUCAUUGAAAAACAGAAGGAGGGUGGAUUUGACCUGGUGUCUGGCACAAGGUACAGAGGAGACGGUGGUGUGUAUGGAUGGGAUCUGCGCCGGAAACUCAUCAGUCGUGGGGCAAACUUUGUCACACAAGUGCUGCUCAGACCAGGAGCAUCUGAUCUCACAGGGAGUUUUAGACUUUAUAAGAAAGAGGUUCUUGAAAAACUAGUAGAGCAGUGUGUGUCAAAAGGCUACGUGUUCCAGAUGGAGAUGAUUGUCCGUGCGAGACAGCUGGGAUAUACAGUGGGGGAGGUUCCUAUUUCAUUUGUGGAUCGUGUUUAUGGGGAGUCCAAAUUAGGUGGAAAUGAAAUCGUCUCCUUCCUGAAAGGAUUGCUCACUCUUUUUGCCACUACAUGACCUUUGACCUCAUUUGGUUGUGUUUAGUGUUGUGAUGCAUGAUCAGCACUUACUGGAUAACUGUAGUGGAUAAGCUCAUUAUGUUAUAUGUUAUAUGUUGCAUAUCAGGCUACAGUAGCUUUUGGAUUUCUUGGAUUUGCCACCUUCCAUCUUUCACUUAGUCUGGUUAAUUUUUAGACUAUAUUUUGAAAUGUACAUUAAAAUGUAAAAACACAUUUUAAUAAAAAGGACCAAAUUGA
Molecule: messenger RNA, 1062 nt
Organism: Ctenopharyngodon idella (grass carp)
Lineage: Eukaryota; Metazoa; Chordata; Actinopteri; Cypriniformes; Xenocyprididae
Gene: dpm1
Product: dolichyl-phosphate mannosyltransferase subunit 1, catalytic
Exons: 9
Coding region: 71-823 (250 amino acids)
Biological process (GO): GPI anchor biosynthetic process; protein O-linked glycosylation via mannose
Cellular component (GO): endoplasmic reticulum membrane
Molecular function (GO): dolichyl-phosphate beta-D-mannosyltransferase activity
Source: RefSeq, a predicted model, not a curated record